Messenger RNA from Daphnia pulex (common water flea), 2710 nucleotides. RefSeq lists its product as uncharacterized. NCBI's taxonomy places the organism in Eukaryota, Metazoa, Arthropoda, Branchiopoda, Diplostraca, Daphniidae. The transcript has 7 exons. Gene Ontology annotation, biological process: glycosphingolipid biosynthetic process. The record is from RefSeq and is a predicted model, not a curated record. Bases 1472 to 2647 code for a protein of 391 amino acids. Gene Ontology annotation, molecular function: hexosyltransferase activity.
UUUUGAUGAUCAAAUUCGAAAAAGAUCGUUUCACCUCGGAACUACAGUCAGCUGUUUUCAGCAACAAACACUACGCGGAACGCGGGUAAUUAAAAGCGUCGGUCAUUUGUUAUUUGCUCUGGCUUCCACCUGACACCAUGCCGACUUCCGAUAAAGACAACGGAGAAGCGGGCCAAUCGAAGAAAGCACGAGUAGAUCAUCAAACUAUGCCAACUAGACAGUAUUUGGAUCAAGCCGUAGUUCCCGUUGUCUUACAAGCAAUGUCUGCUGUGGCUAAAGAAAGACCAGCAGACCCCCUAGAAUUUAUUGCAAAUUAUUUAUUGAAGGAAGCAAAGAAUCGAUCAACCCAGACUUCUGAAACAGCCGCUCAGGCCAUACCCUCAGCAAGCGCUUGAACAUUGUGACAAUCUCAUUUCCAUUUAAAAAAAACUAUUAAUCUAUGUAACUGCAUUUUUAUUUCAGCUGUUGACAGGAAAAAUCUCAGUGUGCAUUGGUAUGUUUCAUUUUUUUUAGGCUUUUUAGUCUUUACCAUUUCCAAACUAGAAGAAUUAAAUGUUUGCAAUACCAAAAGACAAGGGUUUAGGUAAACAAACAGGUCAGACUUGGGAAGAAUUGGGUCAGGUUUUAACUUCUUUAGAUGUGCUUGAAGCUCGAUUACCUCGACCUGAAAGAAGUGGACGAUUCGACUCGAUUCAUUCAUCAUGGGCAAAUUUUGGCAGGCGCAAAUUACUGCCAAUUAAAGCGGCGUGAAGAUGAGUUAUCACAAGACAUCUACUGAUUGGGGAAACGACAGUCUGCUAGCCAAUGGAAACACGAGAAGAUAGCGUGAGUUUUGAAAAUGCAAAUGCAAACUUCUGGCAUAGGGAAUAACGAUCCAACUUCCGACAUCUGACAAUUGAAUUACAUAUUCAACCAACAGUUUGUGUGUGAAAUCUCGGGCGUCGAUGUGAAAGUGUGGUGGUGUGUACAAGGAAUGGUUAAAUCCGCCUUUCGUCAAGUGGAAAAAUCGCAAUGGAGCAUCUCAGUUAAUUCCUUAAAUUGGUAUCGUUAUUAGGCUGGUUGUAGAGACAGCAGUUCCUUUCCGAGUUAAAUUGCCGGUGGUUGCUAUUGUGUCAAAUUAAAUCUGAACAAUUUUAGCGAGCGAAAAUUACUUCGACUAUGCGAAAACUCAUUUAAAGUGAAUCGGUUUAACGGCAACACUGUACUAAGCUAAAAACAAAUUUAAAAUAGCAAAUAUGACAUUUCCUAGGGUGCGUUUUCAAGGGCAUUUUCAAAAGUUGUGCUAAGGGCGGAGUUUCUUUUCUCACAGAUGUGCUUCCAUUGGCUAGCGCCUUGAACAGUUUCAUUUAACUCCCAACGUUCAUGUCGUGUGAUCAAGGGUUCCUAACCACGUAUCCCAGCAUUGUGGUUCAGAACAGCAGCACACAUCAACACUUUCAUCCAUAAACCUCAGUUACAUGGAAUCUUCAUCAUGAGACUCUACAAUUUCCUCGUCUUCUUCACCGCUGCCUUAUUGGCCAUCAUUUGCGCCUGUCACCUUUGGCUCGUCGUUCAAGAUCGUCUCCAUGGACAUCAAUUAAUUUUUGAUCAUCGCAGCGACGCAACUAUACAAGGGAUAACCAAACACGCAGCUCGUGUUUCUCAAUGGAAAAUAACUGAGCUAAGAGCGAUCGACAGUCAGCGAAUUUACAUGCACGAUACGACCGGAUACGGCGACUUGAACGCUCGCCAGUGCUGCUCUGUCGAAUCGGCUGCCAAAAACAAUCCCCACCGUGAAAUUCAACUGUUCGUGUCCCGCAGAGAAUUGAACGAUGACCAACAACAGAAAUUACUGGACACCAACAGCAGUUUAACCCCUUGGCAGACUGUCUUGCAACAUUACCCCAAUGUCGAAGUGAUUUCUUAUGACGAGGCCGAAUAUUUCAACGACACGACACUGGAGCCUUGGUACACGGAAGGCCAAUGGCAGCAAAGUCGCCAGCCGGAGUUUUACCUCUCCGAAUAUGUGCGAGCCAUGUCACUUUUCAGAGGCGGAGGACUCUAUCUCGAUCUGGACUCUGUUCUCUCGUUAAAACCUUUGACUGGAUCCAAGUGGCAAAAUUUUUUCGUCGUCAGACGUAACGAUCGAGUCGAGUACGAAACCAGCACGUCCAACAAGGUCUUCCAUUUGCUCCACGGCCAUCAUUUGAUCGACAUGUUGAUCCUGAAACUCGUUGAAGCCGGCGACGAGCUACAAGCGGAACCGUUCGCCACGGCCCUCGACGCCAGUCUCGAACGCAUUUGUAAUUUCAAAGAUAACGGGCUGCUAGAUCCUGGGAAUAAUCAGUGCGUCGACGUCCGAUUGAGCGAAGAGCGGGACGUUUUCCUCCAGCCACUGGACACGUUGUUUUCUAAGCGAUCGUUUUCUCGGUUGAAAGAAAAUGGCGGCGGAGUGAACGAGCAGUCUGUGAAGCAGUUAAUCAAAACAGUGGUCGAUGCUCAAGAAGCCGUUUUGAUGACGUGGGACUCGAUAGCCACCAUCCUCCAUCGAAACAAAACCUUUUUCGAAUCUCCCGGUUAUACAAGCGUCACUGGGAAAACUUUGCUUUCAACGUUGAUCGCUGAAAACUGUCCAUUAACGGCAGCUCGCGAAACAAAUUUUAUUUAAAUCCUUUUAUUUUUUAUCGAGAACCUAUAUGUAUUGAUUUAAGUGAUUUGUAAAUUUGUUUUC